This is a messenger RNA of Sphaerodactylus townsendi, 1526 nucleotides long. RefSeq names its product tubulin alpha-3 chain-like. Gene Ontology annotation, molecular function: GTP binding; structural constituent of cytoskeleton. Lineage: Eukaryota; Metazoa; Chordata; Lepidosauria; Squamata; Sphaerodactylidae. The transcript has 4 exons. Gene Ontology annotation, biological process: microtubule cytoskeleton organization; mitotic cell cycle. Bases 52 to 1404 code for a protein of 450 amino acids. Gene Ontology annotation, cellular component: microtubule; cytoplasm. The record is from RefSeq and is a predicted model, not a curated record.
GUGUCAUUUGCUUUGCUCUCAGGAGGAGGAGAGAUACUAAACUCCUAAACCAUGAGGGAGUGCAUCUCUGUCCACAUUGGCCAGGCAGGAGUUCAGAUGGGAAACGCCUGCUGGGAACUCUACUGUUUAGAACAUGGGAUCCAGUCAGACGGGCAGAUCCGUCCAGACCAGGCUGCUGCCGGGGAUUCUUCCUUUGGAACGUUCUUCAACGAAACGGGAUCGGGCAAGCACGUCCCCAGAGCUUUAUUUGUCGACCUGGAACCGUCUGUCAUUGACGAGAUCCGUAUAGGAACCUACCGCACCUUGUUUCACCCUGAGCAACUCAUCUCCGGCAAGGAGGACGCAGCCAACAACUACGCCCGAGGCCACUACACCAUCGGGAAGGAGGUCAUACAGCCGGUGAUUGACAGAGCCCAGAAGAUGGCUGACCAGUGUGAUGGUCUCCAGGGCUUCUUGAUCUUCCACAGCUUCGGUGGAGGAACAGGCUCGGGUUUUACGUCCCUCUUGAUGGGACAGCUCUCAAUUGAAUUUGGGAAGAAAGCCAAGCUGGAGUUCUCGGUCUACCCUGCCCCGCGGAUCUCUACAGCAGUGGUGGAGCCCUACAACUCCAUCCUCACCACCCACACCACGCUGGAGCACUCCAACUGCUCCUUCAUGGUGGACAACGAGGCCAUCUACGACAUCUGCCACCGGAACCUCAGCGUUGAGUGUCCAACGUACACCAACCUGAACAGGCUGAUUGCGCAAAUUGUAUCCUCUAUCACAGCUUCUCUGAGAUUUGACGGUGCCUUGAACGUCGACCUCACUGAGUUCCAGACCAACCUGGUGCCCUAUCCCAGGAUCCACUUCCCGCUGACCACCUACGCGCCCAUCAUCUCUGCCGAGAGGGCCUACCAUGAGCAGCUCUCGGUGCCCGAAAUCACCAAUGCUUGCUUCGAGUUCUCCAACCAGAUGGUGAAAUGCGACCCUCGGCGGGGCAAGUUCAUGGCUUGCUGCCUGCUCUACCGAGGCGACGUGGUCCCCAAAGAUGUCAACGCGGCGAUAGCGGCCAUUAAAACCAGGAGGUCCAUCCAGUUUGUGGACUGGUGUCCGACCGGCUUCAAGGUGGGCAUCAACUACCAGCCCCCCACGGUGGUGCCCGGCGGAGACCUGGCGAAGGUGCAGCGGGCCGUCUGCAUGCUGAGCAACACGACGGCUAUCGCGGAGGCCUGGGCCCGACUGGAUCACAAGUUCGACCUCAUGUACGCGAAGCGGGCCUUUGUCCACUGGUAUGUCGGGGAGGGGAUGGAGGAGGGGGAAUUCUCCGAGGCCCGGGAGGACAUGGCGGCUCUGGAGAAGGAUUACGAAGAAGUGGGGAGGGAUUCUGGCGACGGGGAGGAGGAAGAUGAAGAUGACGACUAUUGAUCCUUGCAAGACUGAUAUACUCUCAGAUCAAACAGCUGGCUGUUUCUUGCCGUGCGGCAGCCAGGAAGAAAUCCCCACCUAUUUAAAAUGAGUGUUGCAAAUAAAAAACAAAUGAGCUCAGA